Morus notabilis is the source of this 1211-nucleotide messenger RNA. RefSeq names its product mitochondrial outer membrane protein porin 2. Bases 100 to 930 code for a protein of 276 amino acids. The transcript is spliced from 6 exons. Gene Ontology annotation, biological process: monoatomic anion transmembrane transport. The record is from RefSeq and is a predicted model, not a curated record. Gene Ontology annotation, molecular function: voltage-gated monoatomic anion channel activity. Lineage: Eukaryota; Viridiplantae; Streptophyta; Magnoliopsida; Rosales; Moraceae. Gene Ontology annotation, cellular component: mitochondrial outer membrane.
GAAAAUAGAGACUCACACAGUCUCCCACCAUUUCCACAGCACCACUCCCCUGAAAUCGCACAGAUCUUCUCUCUCUCUCUCUCUCCUUCCUCUGCGAAGAUGAGCAAGGGACCGGGACUCUUCUCGGAAAUCGGCAAGAAAGCCAAGGAUCUUCUCACGAGGGAUUACACCUCCGAUCAGAAAUUCUCUGUCUCCACCUACAGCGAUGCCGGCGUGGCCCUCACAUCAACAGCAGUGAAGAAGGGAGGACUCUCAAUUGGGGACGUCGCAGCAAUAUACAAGUUCAAGAACACUGUUUUUGAUGUGAAAGUUGACACGGACUCAAAUAUCUCAACAACUGUCACGGUCACCGAGAUCUUGCCAUCCACAAAGACUAUUGCUUCUGCCAAACUACCUGACUAUAAUUCUGGCAAGUUGGAGGUUCAGUACUUUCAUGAUCAUGCGGCCUUUUCAACAGCCGUCACUGUGAACCAAUCUCCAUUGCUUGAUGUCUCAGCCACCAUUGGUACGCCAGCCAUUGCCUUUGGUGCAGAAGCGGGUUAUGACACCACUUCCAGCAAUUUUACCAAGUACAAUGCCGGUAUUAGUGUAACGAAGCCGGAUUCAUCUGCAUCAAUAAUUCUGGGUGACAAGGGAGACAGUAUCAGAGCAUCUUAUGUGCAGUAUCUGGAUCAAUUAAAGAAAAUUGCGGCAGUUGGAGAGAUCACUAGAAGAUUUUCCACAAAUGAGAACACUUUCACUGUGGGUGGCUCAUAUGCCGUUGACCGUCUAACGCUCAUCAAAGCAAAGCUGAACAACCACGCGAAGCUGGGGGCUGUCCUCCAGCAUGAGGUUGUACCAAAGUCACUGCUGACAAUCUCCGGUGAGAUUGACACCAAGGCCUUGGAAAAGAAUCCCAAGUUCGGGUUGGCUAUUGCGCUCAAGCCUUGAGUGUUGUGCUCACCGCAGUGAUGCAUUUUGGGCACUAAUACCUUGUUCAAUUUUUUACGGUGGCUCUUGAAGGGAUAACUCGAAUAAGUAGUUCCACAGACAAAAUUUGGUUCUAGACGACUGUGGAUGGUUUGAUUUGAUGAUUCAACUGUUUCUAUUGUUAUCUUUUCUUUCUGGAAUUGUAAGGUAGGUGGUGGAGGCAUUUUGACGCUAGCCCAUUAUAUUCUCCUUAUGUUGAGGACGCCUUAGUCGUUUUGAUUGAUGGAAUUUUUUUUUCCCAA